CCCAGCCACGGGGAGCCGCCCGAAGGUGACGGCGAGGCAGCUGGAGCCUGGCGCGCGGAGAAGGACGCGAGCGCGACAGGAGCGGAGGCCGUGGGCGACAGCGAGGAGGACGGCGAGGACGUGUUCGAGGUGGAGAAGAUCCUGGACGUGAAGACUGAGGGGGGCAAAGUACUUUAUAAAGUCCGCUGGAAAGGAUACACGUCGGACGAUGACACCUGGGAGCCGGAGGUCCACCUGGAGGACUGUAAAGAAGUGCUUCUUGAAUUUAGGAAGAAAGUUGUGGAUAACAAAGCUAAACCAGUCAAGAAAGACACUCAGAGACUCUCUUUAAGUAAUGACAUAUUUGAGGCGAACUCUGAUAGCGAUCAGCAAAGUGAGACAAAGGAAGAUACUUCUCCAAAGAAGAAAAAGAAAAAGUUAAGGCAGCGGGAAGAGCCGAGCCCAGAUGUGGGGAAGAAGAAGAAGGCCAAGACCGGGAAGCUCCGAGAGCGGGCCAGGCUGGACCUGGAGAGCACCCCGGAGAGCUCGGGGUUCGAUCUGAGGACAAAGAAGAGGAUCUCGGAAGCCAAAGAAGAACCAAAGGAACCCAAGAAGCCCAAAAAAGAUGACGUAAAAGAAGCCAAGGAAUUGAAGAAAGUUAAAAAGGGCGAAGUAAGAGAUUCAAAGGCUAAAAUAAGAGAAGAUUCCAAAGAAAACAGAAAAACAAAGAAAGAGAGGGGUGCGGACUCUCAGUUAGACUUGGAAUCAAGUGUACUUAACGAGCCCUCUUCCCAGGAGGGGGACAAUGACGAGUCCCAGCCUGCCAACCGAGAGGAGAAACCGAGGGCUAGAGGCGCGAAGGAGAAAGCCGGGCUGGACGCGGGGCCGGACGCUGUGUCAGAGAGCCCGCGGGACGAUGCGGGCAGCAUGGAGGAGGAGGGCAACAGCAGGGGGAAGGGGGCCAAGAAGAGGCCCCGCAGGGCUGAGGAGCCACGGGGCCGCGCAGGCCCGGAGAACGGCCAGGGCCCUGGCCGGCGACACACGUGCAAGACACCUCGCGGCCAGGAGCGCAGCCGGAGCGUGGAGGCCGAGGCGCCCAGGAGCUGGCGGGUGGGCAGCUCAGCCGAGGAUGAGAAAGAGACCAAAAAAAAUGAACCCAAAGAAAAAUACCAGAGAAAGCAUGAUUUGGACAAGGAAGAAAAAGGCCGCAGGGAGCCAAAGGGAUUGAAGACAUUUAAGGAAAUCAAAAAUGCGUUUGACUUCUUUAAAUUAACUCCAGAAGAAAAAAAUGAUUUUUCUGAGAAUAAUCAGAAAAGAGAAGAAAUACCGGUGGAGUAUAAAAUCGCAGAAGAUCACAAAAACAAGGAAAGCAAGCAGGAACUUAAAGAAAGGAGAAAUACGAGAGAUGAGACUGACACCUGGGCGUACAUCGCCGCAGAGGGCGAUCAGGAAGUGGCAGACAGCGGAUACCAAGCAGACGAGAAUUGCGACGGCAAGCAGCAGGUUCUGAGUUUGGGCAUGGACCUCCAGCUGGAGUGGAUGAGACUGGAGGAUUUUCAGAAGCAUCUUGCUGGGGAAGACGAGACUUUCACUCCAGCAGAUGCAGUUCCGAGCAAUUUAUUGCGGGAUGCUGUGAAAAAUGGAGAUUAUAUCACUGUGAAGGUUGCACUCAAUUCAAAUGAAGAAUAUAACCUGGACCAAGAGGACUCAAGCGGGAUGACGCUGGUGAUGCUGGCCGCAGCCGGAGGACAGGACGACCUGCUGAGGCUCCUGAUCGGGAAGGGGGCCCGGGUGAACGGGCGGCAGAGGAACGGGGCCACCGCCCUCAUCCACGCAGCCGAGAAGAAUUUCUUGACCACAGUGGCUAUCCUUUUGGAAGCAGGAGCCUUCGUCAACGUCCAGCAGAGCAACGGGGAGACAGCGCUCAUGAAGGCCUGUAAGAGAGGGAACUCGGACAUUGUGCGCCUGGUGAUCGAACGUGGCGCUGACUGCAAUAUCCUGUCCAAGCACCGGAACAGUGCCAUGCACUUCGCCAAGCAGAGUGACAAUGUGCUGGUGUACGACCUGCUCAAGAGCCACCUGGACACGCUGUCCCGAGUCGCAGAGGAGACUAUCAAGGACUACUUCGAAGCACGCCUCGCUCUGCUGGAGCCGGUCUUCCCCAUAGCCUGUCACCGUCUCUGUGAGGGGCCAGAUUUUUCAACGGAUUUCAAUUACAAACCUCCGCAGAACAUACCAGAAGGCUCUGGCAUCCUGCUGUUUAUCUUCCACGCAAACUUUCUGGGUAAGGACGUGAUUGCUCGGCUCUGUGGACCCUGCAGUGUGCAAGCUGUAGUUUUAAAUGACAAAUUUCAACUUCCUAUUUUUCUGGAUAGUCAUUUUGUUUACUCCUUCAGCCCUGUGGCAGGCCUCAACAAGCUCUUCAUAAGGCUGACAGAAGCACCCUCCGCUAAGGUGAAGCUGUUAAUCGGUGCGUACAGAGUGCAGCUGCAGUGACCAAGCCAAGGCCUGGGGUGGACUGAAGGGACGGACUGACCUUCACACUUCAAAUACUGUCCCUAAAGCAGCUGAGGACUCUGGCACAGCCAACACUCACGCCUACAUUUAAAGUCUGUAAAUCUCGUGCAGUUUAAGGCCUGUCACUUGUCACAGUCUCUUAAGAUGGGACACGGUGUUCUAAUGUCAUAAAAUAUAAAUGUAAGUAUUUGUGCUAGCAUUCUGAAGUCUUGGUGUUGUGUCCAGGCUGCAUAUUUCUGUUUCCACAAUGUGGAAUUGUACCUAUGAGGACUGUCUCCUUUUUUUAACUAAGUUUCUACUGUCCUGGUGAAUUUGUGUUGCUCCACGCAUUAAGCAAAGCGUGAAUCUGCUGCCUUUGCAGCCUCAUCUGCUGCUAACGUGCAGUUGCUCAUGUCUCGAGCUGGAGGCGACAACUUGGUAUUUUUCCAGUUAUCCUUUUUUUGAAGAGAUAAAAGCAAAAAAUGUCAACCAGGACAUCGUGAGGUAUAAAAGGACGUUUAACCUUGCUUACAGCUAUCCUGUACCCUUCCUUUGAGCACUGGCAAGGCCAGCCAGCUUUGCCACUGCCUCGGGUGACGAGUUACUGCCACCACUGAUUCUCCACAGGUCUAACUCUGACUCCAUUUAAAAUUGUGAAUUAUUUUUCAGAAUGUCACAUUGGACUCGCACACAUUGUGUUGCCAUUUUUACUUUCUGGUUUUCUCAAUAAAACAACACAAUGUUGAUCUACUUUCUUUGUUUUAAAACGGUGGGUACCGAGGGUGCCGUGCUUUGGCUACUCAGCUUUGAUGCCGUGUGGUAUCUGCUGACUUGAGUUAGCAACGGUGCAGAGACCAGGAGCAGGAGUGCCUCGUUCAAUACAUAUAAGGAAAGCGGGUUUUUAAAGAAAAUUUCUGUUAUCUCAAAAUCCUGCCUAAGAUAAGGUUACAAGGACAUUGAGUAACGAGGACAUGCUGCUUACCAAGGAGGCACGGCCAUCUCGGGUCAGAAACCUGAGACACCACGCAGCUGUAGCAAGUCCGCAAGGGCUACACCUUCAACAGCUGAAGUGUGAUUAACAGGGAGUGGGGUAAGUCGUUUCAACUGAGCCAGGGCCCGGCAACAUGAGAGCGCGCGAUAGCUUGGGCCAACACGGCCCUGUGUCGGCUUCUGCCCACUUUGUGCUGGGUGUACUGGUAAGUCCUGUGUCUCCUAGGACUACAGUGCAGAUGCAUGCAACUUAACACAGUUUUGCUCCAAACGAGCGCUCGCUUCUGUGCAGCAGGUGAGAAGCACUGCUGCAGUUCCGGUUCCUUACCUGCACCACGUGUGGGCGGGCGAUGGCUUCUCUGGCAAACAAGCGGUCCCCAGCAGCUACCUUAUUAAUGUGUGCAGGUGUGCACAGUGCUGCAGACGGGCGCGGCACAGGACACGUGUCUGAGCUGCUCAUCGCAGCCACGGGCCAUCUCGUGACUUGGCGUCAUCACAGAGGGGAUGCAUCACUCUGGCCAAACUCCCUGAAAAGCAAUUAGUGCACAGCUUUUUACUUCAAAUUGAUCUUGCCUCAAAGAAAACUCACUGCUCAGCCAUUACUUCCAGUGUCUGCUGACGAAAGGACAGGUAAGUGGGCAGAGCAUGGGUGCAGCUCGCUGCCCACUGUUCAGAUCUGGUCCGCCCGGAGUGCUCGCAGACGGCGUGGCACACGUGCUUUACCUGCAGCACAUGGUCCAGAGCCAGGCCCGCCACGCUCACUAAAUGUGCCACUGCCAUGACAUGGCAGGCGGUCAGUCCAGGAACAGGAAAUUAUCCCAAUUCAGACACUCUUCUCUCCAGUCACACCCAUCGGCUUUCUCAGAUUCAGAACGUGCAGGAUUGGUUCGGUGGAAGGUCAGGAGGCUGCUGUUAGAACUGCAGUUACAGGGACUCCCAGAGCUGGCAAGGGCGCAUCCAGAAUGCCAACAGUGAGCGACCUACAGAAUGCGUUUUCUGUGAGAGCACAGUCCUUGAGCAAAGGCUGGGAGAAAUGGAACCGUGCAGGCUGGUGAGCAAAGAGCAGGGGAAGCAGGACGUACGCACCGGAACCGCCAAGAGUGGUGAAAAUUUCGAGACUUUUCAUACUGUUUCAUCACAUAAGACUGUAUAAACUCUAAAGAUUACUUUAAAAUCUGCUGAGUUCCAGGGACGGCUGAUGGAGGCCACUCCACUUCCUCCGUCCUGUGUUGAUCUGCAGGUGAUGCCCCUCACACCAACCCCAAUGUCCUCGGGUCCAGCUCCUCCCUCCAGGACACCGGAGCCUUACCAACCAGGAAGCUGGGCCCAGAGACACCAUGGUUGGUGUGAGGGGCAUCACAUGCAGGUCUGCCUGUCACCCUCAGCUCCCAGAGGCCGCCAGGUGGGAUCUAACUGCCAUCUGUCACUCGACAACAUAGUACUUCUGUCUUACCACUCAUUAUUUGCUUUCCUUGGGACUGACCCAAAAUUCCAGGUUAUAUGGGGCAGUAAAAACCCCUCUAGUGUGUCACGGAGAGGGCGCCUGUCAGUUGCUAGGCUGCCACCGUGACACUUCACACACUGACCAGCAAGACCGUGCCGGGGAGAUGUGCAUUUUUAAAACAAAAACUCUGGAUUUUAUGUAAAGUUUGCACUAUUACAUAUUAUCAUUUUAACCAUAGAAAAUUUGUCCAUGAGGUCUGAUUUUUAAAUGUCAAGCAUUACUCUCUAUGUAAACAAUGAGCAGUUAAUAAACUCACAAAUGAA
Messenger RNA from Pteropus alecto (black flying fox), 5232 nucleotides. RefSeq names its product M-phase phosphoprotein 8 (gene MPHOSPH8). Gene Ontology annotation, molecular function: protein binding. The transcript has 14 exons. The annotation marks the transcript as partial. The record is from RefSeq and is a predicted model, not a curated record. Gene Ontology annotation, cellular component: nucleus; cytoplasm. NCBI's taxonomy places the organism in Eukaryota, Metazoa, Chordata, Mammalia, Chiroptera, Pteropodidae.